AUGCAUCCCAAGAUUUUGCCUUUGAUGGCUACUUUCACCAUUUUCGCCACCUUUCUUCUCACUUUAGUCCAGACCGAGGAGCAGCAUAUUGUUCUAAUGGACUUCAAUGUCAUGCCAAAAGCCUUUCAAACUCCACGCCACUGGCACCUAGCCUCUUUGUCGUCGAUUUCGCAGUCAGAAUACCCUGCCUCCAAGCUAAUCUACUCCUACUCCAACGUCAUCAACGGAUUUUGUGCUUCCCUCACCGACUCGGAGCUCGAAUCAAUGAAAGCUUCUCCAGUCUUCCUCCACUCGAUUCACAACUCACCAGUCAAAUUCGACACCACGCACUCGACCGACUUCCUGGGACUCACCGCCGUUUCCUCUCCCGCUUGGGAGUCGUCCAAUUACGGGGAAGGGAUGAUCAUCGGGGUCGUUGACACGGGCGCCUGGCCGGAGAGCGACAGCUGCGGUGACCACGGGAUGGGUCCAGCCCCGGCGAGGUGGAAAGGGCAGUGUCACUUCAACAACGGCUCGCUCUGUAACAACAAGCUUGUUGGAGCGCGCGUCUUCAACAAUUCCCUGAUCGUAGCCAACAUCAGUAUGCUCUGCAGCGACUCUCCCCGCGACUGCGACGGACACGGGACCCACACGUCCAGCACCGCAGCCGGUAGCUUCGUGGACCGUGCCUCCUAUUUCGGCUACGCUCGUGGAACGGCGAAGGGGACCGCUCCUAAGGCCCACGUCGCCGUCUACAAGGCGUUGUUCGGCGAAUACUCUUCCCCGUGUGACGCCGUCGCCGCAAUCGAUCAAGCAGUUGCUGACGGCGUGGAUGUACUGUCCAUAUCGUUUGGCUACGAUCACAUCCCGCUGCACGAGGACCCAAUCGCCGUCGCAACAUUCGCGGCCGUACAGCGGAAUGUAUUCGUCGCCACGUCAGCCGGGAAUGCCGGCACGGACCUUGGGGCCCUCCACAACGGGAUUCCCUGGGUCCUCACCGUCGCUGCCGGAACAAUUGACCGCCGAUUCCGGGCGCGGCUCAAAAUCGGAAACGGAUUCUCGGUUUUCGGGUCGUCUCUGUACCCGGGAACCACUCCACCAACGAAUCCCCGCCUCAACAAUUCCGGCGCCGUCGGGGGAGUAUUCGUAACCAAUGUCACCGAAUCGCUCCUCGAAGAAUUGAUCCAGAUUUCAGUGCCGGCAAUUUUCAUAACCACGGAGGACGGGCAGAAUGUGGAGAACUACUUGAGGAGCCACCCGGCAGCGAAAGGGAGCUUAGAAUUGGGGCUCACCAGCUUUGACUUGAGCCCAGCGCCUACGCUCGCGAGUUACAGCUCCCGAGGCCCAUCACACAGUUGCCCGUUGGUUCUGAAGCCCGACAUAGUUGGGCCCGGAUCAUUGAUACUCGCGGCCUGGCCCUCCAACAUCAAGCCCAAUGAGAACAGCCCGAAUUCUUUACACACCGAGUUCAACCUUUUGUCCGGCACUUCAAUGUCGUGCCCACAUCUCGCCGGAGUGGGAGCGCUCAUCAAGAAGGCGCACCCGGAGUGGAGCCCUGCCGCGAUUCGAUCGGCGAUGAUGACGACGGCGGAUUCGCUCGAUCUCUCCAAUCGGCCGAUCAAAGAUGCGGGCAAAAGUGAACGCACGUCCACAGCUUUUGUAAUCGGGGCGGGUCACGUCAACCCCAACAAGGCGCUAGACCCCGGUCUAGUCUACGACGCCGGCGCGAUCGAUUAUGUCAACUUGCUGUGCGGAAUGAAUUUCACCGCUAAGCAAAUUCGAGCCAUCACACGAUCGUCCACAACCAACCUCUGCUCUGCACCAACUCUCGACCUCAAUUAUCUGUUACGGACUACGUACGAGUAG
Molecule: messenger RNA, 1845 nt
Organism: Linum tenue
Lineage: Eukaryota; Viridiplantae; Streptophyta; Magnoliopsida; Malpighiales; Linaceae
Source: the annotation of a GenBank genome assembly